ACCUUUUGAAUACCUACCUUUGAAAAAUCGUGCUGACAGUCAGGCUGAGGCAUGGUAUAAAUAGGCAAUAUCAGUAACAUCAAUUAAUACGAUCCAAAAGAGUACAUAAGACGUCAACUGUUACCAUACAUAGUAAACGAAACUGUAGUUAAAUUUGUCGACUGUGAUCCACCUUUAAUUAUGUAAAAGUAUCUGAAAGUCUUAGCCUUACUUAAUAAUGUAUGUUGGCUGUUCAUUAGUGCAAAAUCUGCCUUUCCCCGUUUUUGUGAAAUGUCUAUCUUUUGAAACCCCCUGAAUCAAAAAAAUAAGUUUUCUCGAAUUGUGUCUGUCUGUCUGUCGGUCUAUAAGUAUAUAGAUUUUUAGUCUUUUAGCACAAUAACUUUAAAAAGAAUUGACAGAUUGAAUUCGCCUGUGGUAUUAUCUUUUGCUGCCCUACAAUGACAAUUCUGUGUACGGUUAUUUGUAGUCAUCGAAAAGUCGAAAAAUGUCAAAAGUUUCUUUUAAUGGCUAGUUGGAUCACCGUGACCCUUUGCUUUAUUUUGAUGACUAUGAUCAUCACUACAGACGCAAAGACAUCCGAAAACUUCCCAAUAACAUCAACGUGCAGUCCAAAAUGUGACCAGAACCAUACAUGUAAAAUGCGAAAAGGCCAUUGCCUUCACCCAAUAGAUCCGUGUAUGCCAACUUAUAGAUGCGUUAAAAAUAAAAAGGAAAAGAAACGUAAUUUUGUUUGCAAUUAUUACAAACUAUGCAACCAAAAAUAAAGUAUUCUAUCUGAUUAA
Messenger RNA from Belonocnema kinseyi, 782 nucleotides. RefSeq lists its product as uncharacterized. NCBI's taxonomy places the organism in Eukaryota, Metazoa, Arthropoda, Insecta, Hymenoptera, Cynipidae. Bases 438 to 764 code for a protein of 108 amino acids. The transcript has 2 exons. The record is from RefSeq and is a predicted model, not a curated record.